UCAACUUAAGUUUCACUCCACAUUUGCCCCCUUGGUGAUGUUCAAAACAAACUGAAACACAAUUACGACAUAUUAUCACCUUAAAGUUGUUAUGGCAGACAGCAACGUUAGCAUUCAUAUGGAGCUGUGUUUUAGGCUACCUCGUGGCUUUUGACCCCUGUCCUGACAGGAGGGAGUAUCUUGAGCUGUUUAUUGCAUUUGUGUGAGGAUGGACAGCCAGGGAAGGAAAGUGGUGGUCUGUGACAAUGGGACAGGGUUUGUUAAGUGUGGCUUUGCAGGAUCCAACUUCCCUAACCACAUCUUCCCUGCUAUGGUGGGUCGCCCAAUCAUACGAUCAAGCACCAAAGUCGGCAACAUAGAGAUAAAGGACCUGAUGCUGGGGGACGAGGCCAGCGAGUGUCGCUCCAUGCUGGAGGUGUCCUACCCCAUGGAGAAUGGCAUGGUGCGCUGCUGGGAUGACAUGCUCCACCUAUGGGACUACACCUUCGGUCCUGACCGCCUGAACAUCAACCCGUCAGAAUGCAAGAUCCUGCUGACUGAGCCACCUAUGAACCCCACAAAGAACCGGGAAAAGAUUGCGGAGGUCAUGUUUGAGAAGUACCAGUUCCAUGGCAUCUAUGUGGCAAUUCAGGCUGUGCUCACUCUGUAUGCUCAGGGUUUGCUUACUGGCGUGGUCGUGGACUCAGGGGAUGGUGUCACCCACAUCUGCCCGGUGUACGAGGGCUUUUCCUUACCCCACCUCACACGGAGGCUAGACAUCGCAGGCCGUGACAUCACACGCUACCUCAUUAAGCUCCUGCUGCUCCGCGGUUAUGCCUUCAACCACACAGCUGACUUUGAGACUGUGCGUAUGUUGAAGGAGAAGCUCUGCUAUGUGGGAUACAACAUUGAACAAGAGCAGCGCCUGGCCACGGAGACAACCUACCUGAUGGAGACGUUCACACUCCCUGAUGGCCGAGAGGUGAAUGUGGGUGGAGAGAGGUUUGGGGCUCCCGAAGCCCUGUUCCAGCCUCACCUCAUCAAUGUGGAGGGAGCAGGAGUGGCCGAGCUGCUGUUCAACACCAUCCAAGCUGCAGACAUUGACCUCAGGGCAGACUUCUAUAAGCACAUUGUUCUGUCAGGAGGGACCACCAUGUAUCCCGGCCUCCCAUCCAGACUGGAAAGAGAGAUCAAGCAGCUCUACCUGGAGAGAGUGCUGGAUGGAGACACUGAGAAACUAUCAAAGUUUAAGAUUCGCAUCGAGGACCCUCCCAGACGUAAACAUAUGGUGUUCCUGGGUGGUGCUGUGCUGGCCAACAUCAUGAAGGACAAGGACUCGUUUUGGCUGAGCAGAGCGGAGUACCAAGAGAAAGGCCUGGGAGUGCUGCAAAAGCUGGGAGGUGGAGUCAGAUAAAAAAAAAAAAAAAAAAAAAAAGUUUGACUGAAAAGGAAAAUGUCAUCCAAAUAUUUCAAUUGUCUUACAUCAAAAGGUAUUUUCUGGUUCCAGCUUCUCAAAUUUGAGGAUUUGCUGUUUUUUGUGUGUUUUAUAUCAUCGUAAUUUUCUGAUAUUUUUAGACUAAACAAUGACUCAAUUAAUUGAAAGCAUUUUGACAGAUUAAUUAACAUUAAAAAUAGCCUUAAUCCCUGUUAAUUUGGAGUUGAAAGAAGGCUCAAUUUUAUCACAGCAAAACCAAAUCAAAAUAUCCCAUAAAAUGUCUCUAACUACGUGUUCAGCACAAUCUAAGUCUCAUGAAUUUAUUCAUAUGUUUGUCACGUCCCUAACAACUGAGGGCAAAAUAUUGGUGACCCUAUAGGGGAUAGUUGUGCAUCGGAGCAGCGAGUUCUGACUGAGCAGAAAUAAUUUUGUUGAGGUGGUUUAUUUUGCAUUAUUUUGCCCUGAAUAUAUAUAGGACACACUGAGCAGAUGCGGUACAUGGAUACUGAAAUUAGGUUAUGCACCGAAUUGGCAGUUUGAGACAUUUUUGAAUUAGAUCAUGAUUUGACCUCAUGCAGGGCUCAAAAGUCUAAGAGGUGACAAAAAAUAAAAGCUAUUUGGGUGAGAUUGAAUUAAAUGGCCAACCAGAAUCAAAAUAAUUUGUUACAGUCAGUGAAACGGGAGUUUUGGAGUGAAUCUAACCUCACAUUGCCUUGAAUUUUCCUUAUUUAAAAUGAUAAUGGAACUAAUGAGAAUUAACACCACUGACUGAUAUUGAAAAUAUGAAAUGUUUAAAUAACCAUUAGUCUUCCAAACUAGACACUAGAAAUAUAGUAUUUUUCUCUGUUAUUGAUAUAUCUGAAUCCUACUGUCAAGAUAGAUUGUCAAAAAAAAA
This is a messenger RNA of Xiphias gladius (swordfish), 2309 nucleotides long. RefSeq lists its product as uncharacterized. Gene Ontology annotation, biological process: Arp2/3 complex-mediated actin nucleation. NCBI's taxonomy places the organism in Eukaryota, Metazoa, Chordata, Actinopteri, Istiophoriformes, Xiphiidae. Gene Ontology annotation, molecular function: actin filament binding. Bases 209 to 1393 code for a protein of 394 amino acids. Gene Ontology annotation, cellular component: actin cortical patch; Arp2/3 protein complex. The transcript is spliced from 10 exons. The record is from RefSeq and is a predicted model, not a curated record.